CGGGCCGGACCGGGAGGCGCUAUACUAGAUAGAGAGAGAGGGAAAGGCAGGGACCUUAUCAGCAGCGCCACCCCCCAUCCCUCGCCGUCCCCCUCGGCUCUCUCUCCCCUCCUCCCUCUCCUCUCGCCCUGCCUGCCUUUAAUUCGGGGGCCGCGCACGCCGCACGCCCUCCUCCCGUCCCGUCUCUCCCCCCUCCCUCAGCGGCGCCGGUACGGUGGCUACUCUGAUCCUCCCCGUGCCUGCCUUAUAGCAGCCACCGCAUCCAGCCUCCCGCCGCCACGUCUAGGCCCUUCUCCAUCUAGAUCCCGGCCGCGCGCGACUAGCUCCUGCGCCUAGCUAUAAACGCACGCACGGCCUCUCCUACCUAAUCAGCAUCCUCUCGCUUACUGCUGCCGAGAGGCGGGUUGCGUUCAACUCGGUUUAGGAGGCAGCGAGCCGGCCGGCGAGGUUGCUAAAGCUACAAGCUUCUGCAGCACAGCGUCGGCGUCGAGGAGAAGCUCGCUCGCUUCUGCAGGAGGCAGGUUUAGGCAGCGGUGGUGUGGUGGUGAGGGCGAGGAAGGAGCUGCUUCUGCACGCGAGGAGCGCGGCCGAUCGAGACCGUGAAGCUGGCGGCCGGCAAGUGGUGGGAGCGGCCAGAUGACACGGCCAUGCCCGGAAUGGACCCCGGCGGAGGCGGCAGCUCGCGCUACUUCCACCAGCUGCUCCGGCCGCAGCAGCCCUCGCCGCUGUCGCCCAACUCCCACGUCAAGAUGGAGCACCACAAGAUGUCGCCCGACAAGAGCCCGGUGGGCGGCGAGGCCGAGGCGGGCGGCAGCGGGAGCGGGAGCGGCGCCGGCGGCGGUGACCAGCCGUCCUCGUCGGCUAUGGUCCCGGCGGAGGGUGGCAGCGGGGGCAGCGGGUCGGGCGGGCCCACGCGGCGGCCGCGCGGGCGGCCGCCGGGCAGCAAGAACAAGCCCAAGCCGCCCAUCAUCGUGACGCGGGACAGCCCCAACGCGCUGCACUCGCACGUCCUCGAGGUCGCGGCCGGCGCGGACGUCGUCGACUGCGUCGCCGAGUACGCGCGCCGCCGGGGCCGCGGCGUGUGCGUGCUGAGCGGCGGGGGCGCCGUCGUAAACGUGGCGCUCCGGCAGCCGGGCGCGUCGCCCCCCGGGAGCAUGGUGGCCACGCUGCGGGGCCGGUUCGAGAUCCUCUCCCUCACCGGCACGGUGCUGCCCCCGCCAGCUCCCCCCGGCGCGAGCGGCCUCACCGUCUUCCUCUCCGGCGGGCAGGGCCAGGUCAUCGGCGGGAGCGUCGUGGGCCCGCUUGUGGCCGCGGGCCCCGUCGUCUUGAUGGCGGCGUCGUUCGCGAACGCCGUGUACGAGCGGCUGCCGCUGGAGGGGGAGGAAGAGGAGACAGCAGCGGCCGCCGCCGGAGCGGAACCGCAAGAUCAAGUGGCGCAGUCGGCGGGACCCCAAGGGCAGCAGCCGACGGCCUCCCAGUCCUCCGGCGUGACCGGAGGCGACGCGGGCGGCGGCGGCAUGUCGCUCUACAACCUCGCCGGGAAUGUAGGGGCCUACCAGCUCCCGGGAGACAACUUCGGAGGCUGGAGUGGCGGCGGCGGCGGCGGCGUCCGGCCACAGUUCUGAUCCAUGCCUUGCUACGCCCCAAUUCUCAUCGACGACAUGGAGACGUACAUCACCAAGAUUCAAAUGGUGCAGAAGCUAGGCUUGCUAUCCAGAACUGAGACAUGCAUGCUGGAUUGUCCGUCCAUUGGAGAGAUCGACCUUUCAUCUGGGUGCUAGAAUAUAAUGCAUGUGUUUGCACAUGAGGAGGAUGCAUUGGAAAUCAUCUGGGCGUUUUAAAAAAGAGAGUAGUGGUGGUCAAUCAAAGGGACAAGAAGGAAAGCUAGAGAUGGGUUCAUGCAAGGGCCAGCUCAAUAAACUAUAGGUCAGUGAGAUCCGAUGUUUUGUGUUUCCAGCGUUUUCUUUUCCCCGUUUCGAUUUGUAAUGUGGUAUUCUAUCCUGAUUGUAUCUUGCUGUAGAAUGGUGUUUCUAUUAUAACCAUUUGCUUCUCUCCUCUACAUACCUGCGCAUUAGCAAAA
Molecule: messenger RNA, 2080 nt
Organism: Panicum hallii
Lineage: Eukaryota; Viridiplantae; Streptophyta; Magnoliopsida; Poales; Poaceae
Product: AT-hook motif nuclear-localized protein 25-like
Exons: 2
Coding region: 648-1625 (325 amino acids)
Biological process (GO): vegetative to reproductive phase transition of meristem
Cellular component (GO): nucleus
Molecular function (GO): DNA-binding transcription factor activity; minor groove of adenine-thymine-rich DNA binding
Source: RefSeq, a predicted model, not a curated record